Molecule: messenger RNA, 525 nt
Organism: Penicillium soppii
Lineage: Eukaryota; Fungi; Ascomycota; Eurotiomycetes; Eurotiales; Aspergillaceae
Product: CinA family protein
Exons: 3
Coding region: 1-525 (174 amino acids)
Source: RefSeq, a predicted model, not a curated record
AUGGCAGAAUUUCCCCCACCCAGUCUCCAGCCCCUCCUUCAGGAGAUCUCUGACCUUCUCAAAGCUCGGAAUGAAACCGUUUCUGUUGCCGAGACGGCUGCAGGUGGCCUCAUCUCCGCCUCUCUCCUAUCUACCCCGGGUGCAUCAUCCAUAUACAAAGGCGGACUCACUGUCUACACCCUAGAAUCCCGCCUCGCAUUUGCGGGCUGGACACAGGAAAACAUUAAAGACUACAAAGGUCCCACAACAGAGAUCGUCGCCAAUAUGGCUGAGCAUACCCGGCUCACCCUAGGCUCGACCUAUGCGGUCAGUGAGAGCGGCACCGCUGGGCCGACAGGCGGGACGACGAGAAAUCGGAUACCUGGUUACGUAGCUAUGGCUGUAUCGACUGCGCAGGGACAGGUCAAGCGCGAGUUUGACACGGAAAGUAAUAAUCGGGCUGAGAAUAUGGUUGCCUUCGCAAGGGAAUCGUUGAAGCUGCUGAUAGAUGUUAUACUAUCCCGCGCUGAGAGCCCAUCUCUUUGA